ACCCAAUAAAUUAACAUGGAGAAUGCAAGCAGUGUGAAGGAAUUCAUUCUUCUGGGCCUCUCAGAGAACCAAGGAGUGCAGAAAAUAUGUUUUGUGAUGUUUCUGUUAUUUUAUAUGAUUACUGUGGCAGGAAAUCUGCUCAUUGUUAUCACUGUAAUUAGAAGUCAACGUCUGAACUCCCCCAUGUAUAUCUUCCUCUGCUACCUGGCCUUUCUAGAUAUCUGUUUCUCUUCUGUCACAGCUCCCAAAAUGAUUGCCAACUUCCUUGUUGAAAAUAAAACCAUCUCCUUCAUGGGUUGCAUAGCGCAGCUGUUUGGGGUACAUUUCUUUGGCUGCACAGAGAUCUUCAUCCUCACAGUGAUGGCCUACGAUCGCUGUGUUGCCAUCUGCAGACCUCUCCACUACACCACGCUCAUGACCAGGCGCGCGUGUGGCUGGAUGGUGGCCGGCUCAUGGGUAGGAGGCUUCGUGCACUCCAUAGUGCAGACCCUUCUAACCUCCCAGCUCCCUUUCUGUGGCCCUAACAAAAUUGACCACUACUUCUGUGACGUCCACCCCCUACUACAACUGGCCUGUACUGACACCCAUGCUGUGGGCAUCAUUGUCAUUGUCAACAACGGAAUGAUAACUCUGAGCUGUUUCUUCAUCCUGAUCAUAUCCUACAUUGUCAUCCUGGUUGCCUUGAAAAGUCAAAAUUCGGAGGGGUGGCACAGGGCCCUCUCCACCUGUGGGUCCCACAUCACUGUGGUGAUUCUGUACUUUGGGCCAUGCACGUUCAUCUACACACGUCCAUCCAUCAAUCUGUCAGAGGACAAGACCGUGUCAGUGUUUUACACUGCCAUCACACCCAUGCUGAACCCACUCAUCUACACAUUAAGAAAUAAGGAGGUGAAGAGUGCCCUGAGAAAACUGUGGGGUAGAAAAGUGGGAAGUGAAAAUGGGAAGGUGUAG
Messenger RNA from Tyto alba (common barn owl), 951 nucleotides. RefSeq names its product olfactory receptor 4S2. Lineage: Eukaryota; Metazoa; Chordata; Aves; Strigiformes; Tytonidae. Gene Ontology annotation, cellular component: membrane. The record is from RefSeq and is a predicted model, not a curated record. Gene Ontology annotation, molecular function: olfactory receptor activity; G protein-coupled receptor activity. The coding region runs from base 16 to 951 and encodes 311 amino acids. The transcript has a single exon. Gene Ontology annotation, biological process: G protein-coupled receptor signaling pathway.